Molecule: messenger RNA, 609 nt
Organism: Podospora anserina S mat+
Lineage: Eukaryota; Fungi; Ascomycota; Sordariomycetes; Sordariales; Podosporaceae
Exons: 2
Coding region: 1-609 (202 amino acids)
Source: RefSeq, a predicted model, not a curated record
AUGCCAAUUCCCAAGCCUCAAGUUCUGCGAACCUUCUACCGAUCCUCAUCGGCUCGCCAUGUUUCCUCCACCCCCGCCCGGUUGGCUACCGCAACCUCUCCAUCCUCGCGAUCCAACAUCAAUGACCCUCGUGGCGGAGCUCCAGUCGACGACAUUGAUCUCGUCUUCGACUACCCGACCUCGCAACAGGCCUCCCCGUCGACGAGCCCUCCCUCCCUCGAGUCCUCAGGUUUGAGUGCCUCCAGCAUUUCGGGAGGCGCGUACACGGGUCACGGGUUCGACAUGGACGAGACUAUCAUGUCGGCCCAGGAGACGGUAGGGCAGGUAAAGGACAAAAUGGGCGAUGUGAUGCAUACCAGCAAGGCGACCAUCAAGAGAGUCGACAAGGAGAUGGGUUACCCAGAUAAUAACGUAAUCUAUGCCGGUCUGGGAGCUCUUGGACUUGCAGCACUGUAUGUUACCCUCCGUGAACCUGGCGUCACGGAGGAGGUACGUCGACGGGAUCCCACCUUAGAUGCUCGACGCGGCAUGCACAACGUCAAGCAUGACUUCCCCGCCCACGCGCCGUUGGAGAACAAGGUGGAGAAGAUGAUCGGCCGUACUGGUUAA